UAACACCUCCCUCCAUUGAAUUAUACCUGACACACCCAUCACUGCCCUGACUUUGGUGCAUGGGUGGCAUCUUUUCCUGAGGCUUUGCUGUAGAUUACUAACAUGCUAUGUUUUGAGUGGUAGGCCAUUGUGUUUACCUAUGCAAUGCCAUCUAAUGCAUUUUCCUUCUGUAUCUUAAUGUAGCUUUUUUCUCUCAAUCCAUCUCUCAUUUUCUACUCGUUCUCUCCCUCAAUUCCCCUCUCUCACUCUCUCUCCCCCUCUCCCUCUUUCUCUCUUUUAUCACACUCUCCCUCCUUACCUCCCUUUCACCAUCUGUCAGAUCAAUAAGAACCUACAGACAGAGAGACAGGGAAGCUGAAGGGCGAGGCCACCGUGUCCUUUGACGAUCCCCCUUCUGCCAAAGCUGCCAUCGACUGGUUUGAUGGGAACCCCAUCGAGGUGUCCUUUGCGACCUGCAUCGCGGACUUCGGAGUAGGCCGGGGUGGAGGUGGUAGCGGCAUGAGAGACAGACAAGGAGGCGAGGCAGAGUUUGUUGGCGGAGACCGAUGGGUCGUGGCGGGUUCGGAGGUGGUAGAGGUGGUGGUGGAGGUGGUCUCUCUGGCGACAAUGUUGGCCGUGGCAAUGGAGGACAGCAGAGAGCUGGAGACUGGAAGUGUUCCAACCCGUAAAUCAGGGCUGAGGGUUUGUGGGAACCUGAACUUUUCGUGGAAGAACGAGUAUAACCAGUGCAAGUCCCCCAAACCAGAGGGGGCUGGAGGUGGCAUGUCUCCUAUGGAUGGAGGUUUCGGUGGCGACAGAGGGUGUCGUGGGGGUUUUGACUGCAGGGGAUGCUGGGGCCGAGGGGGUGACAUAGGUUGGUUCCGAGGCGGAGGCGAUCGGGGUGGUUUCGGACCAGGCAAGAUGGAUGGAAGGGGUGAACACAGACAGGACCGCAGAGACAGGCCCUACUAGAUCAAUGCCUCUCCAAGCUGGGACUAGUUCUCCAUCCUGCUCCUCCUCUCCAUACCUCCUCUCCUACUUUCCUCUAUGACCCCCCCCCCCCUCUAUACAUUUGUUGUUGCAGUCCUUUGAGUUGUUUUGGAAUCUUAAUGUUUUGUUUUCAAAUUAAAGUGUUUAUAAAAGCAAACAUUUCUUUUUAGAUUUGAGUGGAGGUUCAGGCAUCGAACAAUAUCUCAGCGCAAUGAUGAAGGAACUAUUUCAAACUUUGGGUUGUAAAAGUUGAUGCACCAGAUCUUACACCACUCAAACAUGUCUGUGGUAAUACUGACCGUCCCAUCAUAUCACCUGGGCUGGAGCUAAAACACUACAGGGAGAAGAAGCUACCACUCACGUUGAUGGUUAAUUAUCAACCUUGGUUAUGUCCCAAAUGGCACCUUUAUAGUGCACGACCACCAUAAGCCUCUGGUCAAAAGUAGUGAACUAUAAAGGGAAUAGGGAAUUUGGUACAGACCCCUUCUGUGUAUGUGGAGUAUUCUUCAGUACACAGAGACAUUCUAAGAAGCCUGAGCGUUAGAAACUCGAUGGGAACAGAGAAGUGACUGGAGCACAUUCCGUCCUUAUUGGUGACAAACAGGUACCAUUGUGAAACUUUGGAAACACACAUGCUCUUUUAUUUUUGACGAUGUUGCUGCAAUAGCUUACGCCAGAGCCUUCUAUAAAAGGGCUCUCUGGCCUACACAGGUGUGUCCACUCUUCACAGUUGAUCUUUGAAUACCUAACUUGUUUGUUAACCACAAUUGAGGAAAUGGGACAAGUUUCCCACCAACUCAAAGCUUGAAGGCAGAAAUGAGCAAACUUAUCAUAGUCAUUGUAAUCAUCUAUGACCUGAAUGACACUGAAUGGCACACAAAUCACUAAAACGGUCUUAUCCAUCUCUCCAUUGUUACAGCCUGGAUAUACUACGAUCAAGCAUGACAAUGGGAUGUAUAGUGGAAUGAGAAUUAUACGUGUGUUUUGCAAACAAGAGAAACUGUCAUAUAUCAAAACCAUUUUGGACAAGUUGUUGUGGACAAAACUAUAUCCGUGCAGUUUUAAAUUGACAUUUGGGGGGUGUUGGAAAGGCUGUGAAUAAUUUCUGAGUAAAUGUUUGUUAACACACAUUCCAUUAUGUCGAUUGUGUCAAUUGUCUGUGGCCCAACUCAGUUCCUCAUUUCCUUCAAAUGCUAGGAUGAGUUUGCACUUUCAGGCCAUAAUGAGCUGUACUAUUUUUAUCCUGUGUGUUUGUGUUUGUUUCAGUGUCCCCUGGCAUGUACAUAUGGAGGAUUAUUAGAGGCAUGGGUAGAUAAACCGGUUGGGCCAGUUCACCAAGGCUACGUAAGAUUAGCAUUCCUUCCAUUGUCACAGCUUUCAUGUGAAUAUACAGUACUGGAUGUACUUGAUUCAUUUAACCAAGUGGUUUUGAGCGUUGAUGAGAACAUUACUCUGGAAGUUGGCCAUUAUGACCUGAUGAAGCCACAGGAAGGAGAAUAGACAAAUAUACUAGCAUAAGAACAUGAAGGAGUUUGACUCCAGCAUAAAGGCCACAGGACCGCAGGGUUAAAAGAUGAAUUAUGGUUAAUAAAUCAUGUUUGGUGAAAGGCCCCCAUAUACUUUGUGUACCUUGGUCAGAGAUUGUGUACCUUGGUUGUUGGUGGUGGUGGAACUGCCUACUAUCAUUUAAAAUUGCUUCAUGGUGAUUCUUCAAAUGUUAUUGCUAGCGACUUUAUUUGCAUUUUUAUAUUACACUGAACAAAAAUAUAAAAGCAAGAUGUAAAGUGUUGGUCCCAUGUUUCAUGAGCUGAAUUAAAAUA
This is a messenger RNA of Oncorhynchus tshawytscha (Chinook salmon), 2789 nucleotides long. Its product is annotated as RNA-binding protein FUS. NCBI's taxonomy places the organism in Eukaryota, Metazoa, Chordata, Actinopteri, Salmoniformes, Salmonidae. Bases 499 to 951 code for a protein of 150 amino acids. The transcript is spliced from 6 exons. The record is from RefSeq and is a predicted model, not a curated record.